GGGCGCGACACGCUUUAGACUUGUUAUCGUCCGUUGCCUAAGCGCAAAAUGACCCAACCGCUGAAACAACGCCACCGCCUGCCCUCCGCGUCUCCGCCUUUCUUCCUCUCGCCGGUUCAUGGUAGCAGCGGCUACCGCCGGCAUCUAGAGUAGGUGUAGUUUACACCUUUCUCUGUCUCUAUCUAUCUAUCUUCAUCGUCGUCUUCUUUGUCUCCAACGUCCGGCAAUGGGCGGCAAGAUCCCUCACCAUUCGGAUGAUAUCGAGACGGCGAUCCAUGGCAGCCAUCAUCGCCUCUCAGUCCCAUCGUCGCGUCCUAUAUGUCCACCUCCUCCUAAGCCCUGGUUCUCUUGGUUCGUACCCCUCAUCUUCAUGAUUGACUCUAUGUUGUUUGUGUACACGAUGUACGUGAACAACUGCCCUGCCACUACCGAUGGCGAUCGUUGCCUCUUCUCUGAUUCCCUCGGCAGGUUCUCUUUCCAGCCGCUCAGUGAGAACCGCAUGUUUGGCCCUUCCGCCAAUACGCUAAUAUUAGUGGGAGGCCUUCAGCCAAAACUAGUUGUGAAGGAGGGUGAAGGAUGGCGCCUUUUGUCUUGCAUGUGGCUUCAUGGUGGACUCAUCCAUUUGCUUGCUAAUAUGAUAAGCCUUCUGUUUAUAGGAGUCCGCCUUGAACAGGAAUUUGGCUUUUUGAAAAUAGGACUCUUGUAUGUUUUUUCUGGCCUUGGUGGGAGCUUGUCAUCUGCCAUUCGUCUUCAAUCCAAUGUCUCAGUUGGUGCAUCAGGUGCACUUUUUGGAUUGUUAGGAGCCAUGCUUUCAGAGCUAAUCAUGAAUUGGACAAUCUAUUCGAAUAAGUGUGCAGCACUUUCAAGUCUCUUGCUCAUCGUUGCCAUCAAUAUGGCUGUUGGUUACAUUCCUGGAGUGGAUAUGUCUGCCCAUAUUGGAGGGUUUGUUUCAGGGUUUCUUCUUGGAUUUAUUCUUCUUGUUCGUCCUCAGUUUGGAUGGGUAAACCACAAAUACAUACCCCCGGGAUACGACUUGAAACGUGUGAAACCAAAGUUCAACGUAUAUCAAUAUCUGUUGUGGAUAACAUCUAUGAUCACAUUAAUCAGCGGAUAUAUAGUUGGCUUGGUGAAGCUGUACAGUGGCCCAACAACAAACUGAUAUACAGCUUUUAACCAUCCCAAUCUGACAAAGAAGCUGUUAUUAUAAUUCCUACUCCCUAUUUCUUAAGCAUUGUAGGUAAAGUUGCCAACUGCCCUUAUCCACAGCAACACUAUAAGAGGACCCAGUUCUUACUAUUUGAGGCUUCUGUGUUCAUUUCACUUUAAAGGUAUGGUUGAAGAGAAAGGAAACAAGGACCAAUUCUUCAGAAGGGGAAGGAGAAAAAUGCCAACCCUGAACCUGUUAUGGGUCAUCUAAAUGAAAGGUUCAUCAUUUAUAUGAAGACCUUUGAUCGUUGACUUAGUAUACAUGAGCCCAUCCGGUUCAUGGAAAUAGUUAUUGGUGAAAUUCUUUGGAUGAUCCUCUCCAAUGCAACUGAAAGGAUCCUUUUGAGAUAGUGCAUGGUUAAAUUAUAUAUAAGUAUUUAACUAUUCA
Messenger RNA from Macadamia integrifolia, 1594 nucleotides. RefSeq names its product RHOMBOID-like protein 5. Gene Ontology annotation, biological process: proteolysis. The record is from RefSeq and is a predicted model, not a curated record. The coding region runs from base 227 to 1159 and encodes 310 amino acids. Gene Ontology annotation, cellular component: membrane. The transcript has 5 exons. NCBI's taxonomy places the organism in Eukaryota, Viridiplantae, Streptophyta, Magnoliopsida, Proteales, Proteaceae. Gene Ontology annotation, molecular function: serine-type endopeptidase activity.